Liolophura sinensis is the source of this 3610-nucleotide messenger RNA. RefSeq names its product lysosomal alpha-mannosidase-like. Gene Ontology annotation, molecular function: alpha-mannosidase activity; carbohydrate binding. Bases 103 to 3183 code for a protein of 1026 amino acids. The record is from RefSeq and is a predicted model, not a curated record. The transcript is spliced from 27 exons. Gene Ontology annotation, cellular component: lysosome. NCBI's taxonomy places the organism in Eukaryota, Metazoa, Mollusca, Polyplacophora, Chitonida, Chitonidae. Gene Ontology annotation, biological process: mannose metabolic process.
UCAUCUAUAUUCGGAAAUCAUGUGGUGUCGUAUUACCACCUCACGAGACAGGCAGAGAAGAGAAAGAGGAACGAUAGUUUCUUCUUGCCUACCUCCAGUAACAUGGAGACCUUGAUGUUCGUCUUGGUUGGUCUCAUCGCUUCUCAAUUCGGGGUGAUGGGGAAAACCCUUGUGUUCUCGUCAGAUCAAAGAGAGUCAGUUCCUGAUGAUGACACGUGUGGUUAUGAGAGCUGUAAUCCAGUGAAAGAAGGGAUGAUCAACGUCCAUGUUGUCCCUCACACUCAUGAUGACGUCGGCUGGAUCAUGACCGUGGACCAAUACUACUACCAGCAAUUAAAUACCUUAAAUCGUUCAUUUAUCUCUACAAAUGCAGGUGUACAAUAUAUUCUGGAUACGGUCAUUCCUCAAAUACAAAUGGACCCGUCCAGGAGGUUUAUCUAUGUGGAGAUUGCCUUCUUUAAACGAUGGUGGGAUGAACAGGACGAUACCAUAAGACACAUCGUGAAAGGUCUGGUCAAUCAAGGUCGACUGGAGUUUAUUCUGGGAGCUUGGUCGAUGAAUGAUGAGGCGUCCACUCACUAUAACGCCAUCAUUGACCAGCACACCUUGGGCUUCCGCUUUCUCCGGGAGACGUUUGGGGAGUGUGCCCGACCCAGGGUGGCCUGGCAGAUCGACCCUUUUGGCCACUCUCGAGAACAAGCCUCUCUCUUUGCUCAGAUGGGAUAUGACGGUUUAUUUUUCGGCCGCCUUGACUACCAGGAUAAAGAUUACCGAGUCAACGCAUCGACAAUGGAAAUUGUGGUCUUCAGCCCUCACAAUAUUGGAAUUUCUUCUUCUCUGUUCACGGGAGCUUUGUAUGAUGGAUAUGGACCCCCACCUGGCAUCUGCUUUGCGUACGACUGUAGCGACCCCGUUAUGGAUGACGAGUCUCUACAUGACUACAAUGUUCCGCAGAAAGUUAACCAAUUCCUCAAAGACGUGGCUGAUCAGGCCAAGCAUUACGCUACCGAUCAUCUGAUUAUGACGAUGGGCAGUGAUUUCCAGUACACGGACGCUUUGACCUGGUACAAGAACCUGGACAAGAUUAUCAAAUAUGUCAACCAACAGCAAACUCUGAACAAUACCAAAGUGAAUCUACUUUACUCCACUCCAUCCUGUUAUCUGAAACAACUAAACCUGGCAAACAAAACAUGGACAACCAAAAGUGAUGACUUCUUCCCGUACGCUCACCGAGCUCAUAGCUUCUGGACAGGCUACUUUACUAGCAGAGCUGCACUCAAGGGAUACGUCAGACGAACUAACAAUUUCCUACAGGUGUGUAAACAAAUGGAUGCCCUGGCACAACUUGACGAUUCUCAGCAUAGUUCUGUCAGCGUGGAAGUUCUCAAGGAGGCGAUGGGCGUGGCCCAGCAUCAUGAUGGAGUCUCAGGAACUGAGAAGCAGGUGGUUGCCUAUGAUUACGCUGAAAGAUUGGCAAACGGAGUGAACGAAUGUAGGAAAACCAUUAAUGACGCUUACAAGAAGUUACUAAGUAAGUCCGGGACGGAUGUACCCUUCGAUCAGCACUACUGUGGGCUUUUGAAUAUCAGUAUGUGUGACGUCACAGAGAAUAAUAAACAGUUUGUGAUGUUGGCUUACAAUCCUCUGGGACGUCAUGUAACCCGCUGGGUGCGCCUGCCCGUGGUGGCAGGAACGUAUAAUGUGACAGAUUCAGACGGAAUGUCUGUAGCCACACAGCUACUGCCAGUCAGCGCCAGGACCAUGUCCAUCCCAGAACGGAAGAGUAAGGCCACCCUUGAGCUGGUAUUCAGCGUUACGAUACCGGCAUUAGGAUUUGCCUCGUACUUUGUUCAGAUGACUAGCGAUGUUCCCGACCAGAAUCUAAGUGAUUUCCGCGAGCUGGACAUCACAGGUGCCGAUACAGUUCUAAAGAACAAGCAUAUCUCUCUCACAUUUGAUGACGCUGGACACCUAUCAUCUAUGGAAAACCUUGACAGUCAAGUAUCGGUAGAAUUAAAACAAGAAUUCGCCUACUACACGGGAUUUAUAGGCAACAACAGCAAACCGGAGUUCCAGGCCUCCGGGGCUUACAUCUUCAGACCCAACGAGAUGGAGCCGCACACGUUUAACAGUGGUACAUCAGUGAAACAUACCAGGAUCGCACAGGGUCCUCUUGUACAGGAGGUGGAGCAGAGGUUCAGCCCGUGGGUCAGUCAGGUGAUCAGGCUCUACGAGGACGCCGAAUAUGCUGAGCUGGAGUGGACAGUUGGACCCAUCCCCAUCGACGACAAAGUCGGGAAGGAGGUUGUGAAUCGGAUUCAGACAGACAUGAUGACUGACAGAACAUUUUACACAGACGCCAAUGGCCGACAAAUCCUGAAGAGAAUCAUAGACUACAGGCCCACAUGGAAACUAAAUCAAACUGAACCUGUGGCAGGCAACUAUUAUCCAGUUAACAGUAAAAUCUUCAUGCAGUGUGGUAACAAGAAUACACAGUUCGCCGUGUUGACGGACAGAUCUGAGGGUGGAGGCAGUCUCCGGGAGGGGGAGAUAGAAAUCAUGGUUCAUCGCCGCUUAUUGCACGACGACGCGCUAGGAGUGGGUGAGCCACUGAAUGAGACAGGCUCGGACGGCAAGGGACUGAUAAUACGCGGCAAACAGUAUCUGAUGCUAAACACGCAAUCCAAAGCUUCCAGAUUUGAAAGGGAUAUGGCUCUGCAGCUGUACAUGAGUCCCGAGUUAACGUUCGUGCCUGUAAGCAUGUCAUACAGCCAGUGGAGUGAUAACUACAGAACCAAGUGGAGUGGCUUGACCCGAGAGCUCCCGCCAAAUGUCCAUCUCAUGUCAUUAGAACAAUGGGAAGGCAAAUCUUACCUUGCCCGGUUUGAACAUUUCUAUCAAUCCAGCGAGGACAGUGAACUGUCACAACCCGUGAACAUAUCAAUGACAGGUUUAUUUGUACCGUUUGACGUGGAUUCGGCUGAGGAGUUGAUGUUAGGGGCCAACCAGAAGAAAGCAGAUUCUCGCCGUCUGGUUUGGCAGACUGCCAGACAGAACUCCAAACAGCAAAUACCAACCCGCCAUUCCAUAAGCAGCAGUGACUCUCGAGAUAUCACUUUGACUCCUAUGGAGAUUAGGACGUAUCAACUAACCCUGGCAAUGGGCGAGGACAAUGACGUUUAAUUCAAGAUGUACAUCUAUCCAGGUUAAGCAGUAACAAACCGGUGGUGGUGUAAAACGAUAAUUUGGAUUAGUAUUAAGUCAUUUAUUUUCUUGUAAGUGUGAUACACGGUGUUCUUAGUAAUUCUAGAUCAGUGACGUCUAUUACACUAAGAGAACCAACUUUGCAUUUUGUUACCUAAUUCUGCGUCAACCAUGAUGCUGGGUAGGGGGUGGGUGCGGUAAGUUGUUACAUUUUACGUGUUUACAUGAAGCGUUAAUAGUAAGGCCUUAACUGAAUAAAUUGACAAAAGGCCUGAGUAGCAACCUUUGCCAACCAUCAUACUCUCCUCGGUGCGCUGGCUUUACUCUCUACGCUGUAUUAUUGCAUUUCUGGUUUGGUGUGAACUUUCGUUAUAAUCAACGUACUAAAUAAAUGGCUAUCAUCCUG